AUGGCCAACUCUGGGACACCGGCCAAUACUCUUGCUGUUAUUCAAUUGCUGGUAACAACAUUUGCCACGAUACGGGAUGUCACCAGACUCUUGCGGACAGAGGAAAUAGAUAAUGAGCUUAAAGCGUUCUAUGCGAAUGUCAAUGCCAACUGUACUUUGAUGACACGCGAUUGGAGCCGCAUAAGCAAGUCAGCAUAUGGAAUCGAUGAGGAUCUUGUUUCAAGGACACUGAGCCACCUGGGAUCCAUAAUCACGACAAGCAGCCUCAAACCGCUUCAGGGAUCAAUCUCCAGUGCCACAUGUUAUGGAGGAAUGAGAGCAUUUAAUCAAGAAUGGAAUCUUAUUCAAAAGCAGAGCGAUAAAAGUAUGAGGAUUCAGCACGUCAGAUCCUGCACGAACUUUGGGAAAACUCUAGAGGAGCGCAAUCGAUUCAUACAGCGGCUGAAUGAGUACGAAGAUGAGCUUCAAGCGCGAUACCCUGAUUUUCAACCAGACUGGAUAUCUGAGGAUCUUCUAAUCAAGAAAAGUAUAAGACAGCCAUCUUAUGCGGUGUGGAACGCAGCACAAUCCAUCUUCAAGGCUCUUGUGGCUUGUAGCGAUUGCGAGUGUACACCUUCCCAUGAGAUGUGGGCUCAGCUUGGCUUGGGUACAUAUCGAAAAGCAAGUCUAAACGAGGAGAUUGAUAUGGACAGUGGUCUCGACUUUGACAUGUUCCUUUCGAUAAAGCAGGAUUGGCAAGAGGCUCACAUUCUCAUGUCAGAAGAAGUAAAGGAAAGAGCUGUAGUAUUUCAGGAUGAUAGUGAGGUAAAAAAACCUCAGACAAGGAAGUCGAUUGCCAAAACGAAGCAAAUGCGGGUAAAACGACUAUGCGAGCCAAUUGCCAAAAUGAGAACUAUGGCAGCGCAUCGUCUUGAACUCAAGGUCAUGCGAGAUCAGCUCUUCAAGCUACGGUCCGAAAGAAGUACUUCCCUCGUUGAUACGACGAGGAGCCCCAUAACUUUGGAGCAGUUUCUUAAAAUCGGGUCACGAUCCUUCACUGAAAGAACAAGGCGCAUUCUUGCUGUGAUCCUCAGCUAUGCUGUGCUUUACCUGCACGAUACUCCAUGGCUACAGCAUACAUGGAGCUCUUCUCACAUCCUAUUUUUCCCCACAACCUCUUCUGCAAUCCCGCUCCGGCCAUUUAUCCAAAUUCAGCUGGGACAAUACCAAGAAUCUAGACAGGACCCAGACGACCUUGACGACCCAGACGACCUUGAACUUGAGAAUCUGGAUCCGGAUGAUUUGAUAAUGCAUCACUGCCCAUUUCUGGUUACGUUAGCAGUGAUGCUCAUGGAAGUUUAUUUUGCUGUUCCUUUCAAUGUGCUGGCCAAGCGAUACGGUUACGACAUCGCGCCAGACGCGGAAUCUUCUGUUUCCACGCGGAGAUGUGUCGACGUCGAACUAGUGUUCAAAGCAUGUAGAGAAGAGAUUCCUGAAAACUACCAGUUCCACUGUGCCGUGGAUAAGUGCUUGGAUCCCGCGGCCUGGGAAGAUGAGAGUGGAAACAAAUUGGAUAAUGAAGCACUGACCUUGAGAAUUUAUCAAGAAAUUGUCUUGCCUUUGGAAACUGAGUUGGGUCAGGCUUUUACCUCAAUGCCUAUUGACGAACUUGACAGAAUCGCUCAGGAACUCAAUUUCCCAAACUGGGACCAAGAUGAUGUUUACGAAAAAUUCAUCAAACCCAGCUCGCUCAAUGCAGUAUCAUCUGUGAAGAUUGCAAUUCUCGAUACGGGUGUCGACUUAUCGCAUCCGGAUUUUGAAGCGCGUGUUGAUAACAUCAAAGGCAAAUACAACUGGCUUAGCCCGAACAGUAACAAGCCACAUGUAAUCACUGACCGCAAUGGUCACGGCACGUUUGCGGCGAGCUUGAUUCUCGACUAUGCUCCUGACGCUCAGCUUUACAUUGCAAAAAUAGCUGAAAGCGAGCCGUCCAGCGCUGGUAUUAUCGCCAAGGCCAUUAAUCAUGCGGUUUCUACCUGGGAAGUCGACAUCAUCUCCAUGUCAUUUGGCUUUCCUACUUGCAAUACGGCCGACUAUCACGAACUGGAAGCCGCCCUCGCACAUGCUCAUGCAAAUCGCGUGUUACUAUUUGCCGCAGCCUCGAAUAGCGGAGGCAAGCUGGGGCACGCGUACCCAGCUCGCGACCAGCAUGUUAUUGCCAUACAUUCGACUGAUACGAAUGGUAAUAGAUCGGCAUUCAGUCCCACGGCCAUGGACCACGACAUUAACUUGGCGACAGUUGGUGAAGCUGUUGAGUCGGCAUGGCCUGUGUAUUUAUCAGAUGAGACUUCGAACCCUAAUUUUGUUAAAUACAAGUCUGGCACGUCAUACGCGACACCCAUAGCGGCUGGGAUUGCAGGAUUUCUUCUGCUAUAUUCGAGAAUAUACUUGCCAGACAAAGCCAGCGCGCUGAAGAAUCGACAGAAGAUGCAGGCGCUACUGAGACAGAUAGCAGAGAAAGAGCGGGGACAGACGGUAAGGGAUGGAUAUUAUUUUAUUGAUUUAAGUCUCUAUGCGGAUUGCUUGUUUGGCAAAAGUCUAGACUUUAUUGACGCAACGAUUCGGAAUGUCUUGAGCACCUGA
This is a messenger RNA of Trichoderma atroviride IMI 206040, 2622 nucleotides long. Lineage: Eukaryota; Fungi; Ascomycota; Sordariomycetes; Hypocreales; Hypocreaceae. The record is from RefSeq and is a predicted model, not a curated record.